Letharia lupina is the source of this 1764-nucleotide messenger RNA. RefSeq lists its product as uncharacterized. Gene Ontology annotation, biological process: coenzyme A biosynthetic process. The transcript has a single exon. Gene Ontology annotation, molecular function: phosphopantothenoylcysteine decarboxylase activity; FMN binding. Bases 1 to 1764 code for a protein of 587 amino acids. Gene Ontology annotation, cellular component: phosphopantothenoylcysteine decarboxylase complex. Lineage: Eukaryota; Fungi; Ascomycota; Lecanoromycetes; Lecanorales; Parmeliaceae. The record is from RefSeq and is a predicted model, not a curated record.
AUGCUGAGAUCUACCGAAGUCCAGACAACACAAGCCGAAGAACGCAACAUGAGAGUGAAUAUUCUGGUUGCGCAGGACAAAGAUUUCAUACACGAUCCUGGCGUUGCCGUGAGUGUUGUCGAGCAUUUGCACAAUCGACACAACAUCAGAACAAGGUACUAUCAUGGCCCAGGUGGAGGGCUGUACAACUGUCGUACGGACGAGAAGAACCUUAUGCCAUCUGAUGAGUUGGUGGAAUGGACUGAUCUACUGGUCAUAGCAUGCUUGAGCGCCGGUUCAUUAAGCAGAAUGCUGCAGGGAGGUACAGACCAUUUCCUGCUCGAGGUGCUCAGAUCCUGGGAUGUCUCCAAAAAGAUUCUAAUGAUCCCGGGGAUGACAUUUGCCAUGUGGGAAAACCCAAUGACCAGAAAGCAGAUAAACAAAAUAAGAAGAAAAUGGAAUUGGAUUCGUGUUCUCGAGCCUGUCUUAUGGCAUGGCAUGGAUGACCCACUGAGUGCGGGUCAGAAAUGGGCAGGUAUGGACGACCUUAUCCAAGAGGUUCAAAAUCAGGCGGAUCUCAUUUCAAUCGGCCACGACUUGGAGCCCGUUUCUGGAAGCAGUCAGCAUUCGCCCAUUCAUGCUCAUCCGAAUCAAGCACAAUUGCCUUCCGAAAUUUGGUCGUUGAUCAUGGAUCACGUAGGCGAUUGGGAAGUCGCAAAAUCUCUAGGGAUCUAUACCAAUCUACCCAUGCCAACAGAAUGGAGGGUGCAUGUCCCCAAAGUGCUUGGCACUUCUGUGGAUGCGCAGCAAUUCGGCGACCUUGAAUGGACUAUGCUGGUCGGCAACUAUGACCAGGUGCUCUCGUGGUUCAGGCUUUAUCCAACACCUAAAUGGCUCUCCCGGCUCUGUGUGAAGCUCAUCAUCAAGUUCUCGCGUACCAACCUUCUUUCCUUCCUCGAGUCGAAACAUAAAGAUCUGUUCUGGUCUACGUUCGGACAAACUUUGCUUCCAACAAAGGCAUCUGCAGUCUUUGGCCAGGUCGCGAUCCUGGACUGGUGGCACACCUCACCGUCUUUUCUGACCAAGGAAUACAACGCCGAAGCUCUCGACUCUGCCUCUAAAGCUGGCUUUAUCCACGUUCUCGACUGGUGGCGCAAAUCACGUCUCCCACUCCGCUACACAGAGGCAGCGCUAGAGCAAGCGUCCUCGCGCGGCAAUCUCGAAGUGCUCGAAUGGUGGCACAAGGCUUCGUCGCCUCAAGCCAGCGAAGCCCGCACCGACUAUAACGAAGCUAGCACCGACAACGCUCAGGGUGAAGAUUCUGCGCGCAAAGCCAGCAACGUGCCAUCGGAUACCAGCCAAACGCCGCCUCUUCCCCUCUUGGUCGGCAAAUCCAUCAUCUACGCGGCCCAAAAUGGCCAAGCCGCCACACUCCAGUGGUGGGUCAACUCCGGCAUCCCCUUCGGUUACGAAGCAUCCGUCGCGCGCAUCGCGUCCGCGAACGGCCACAUUGACGUCCUGCAGCUCUGGAAGGAAUGCAAGGGCGCGAAGAUGCAAUACGACAACCAAGUCUUGGUCGGCCCGACCAAGAACGGGCAUGUGGAUGUGCUGGAAUGGUGGAAACAGAGCAAGUACACUGUGGAGUACAAGACUUGCGAUAUCGAGGAGGCGUUGGAGGACAGCCUUGGGGGUUCGGGUGAGGAUAGCAUUCGGGCUUGGUGGGCGAGAAAUGGGUUGAAUCUCGGAGUGGGGACGAGUGAGUGGAUGAAGGUCAAGGUCCUAUAG